This is a messenger RNA of Tetrahymena thermophila SB210, 399 nucleotides long. RefSeq names its product transmembrane protein, putative. NCBI's taxonomy places the organism in Eukaryota, Ciliophora, Oligohymenophorea, Hymenostomatida, Tetrahymenidae. The record is from RefSeq and is a predicted model, not a curated record. The transcript has a single exon.
AUGAAUAACUCUAGAAAAAAUUGUUUUAUCAAUAUAUUUUUUUUAGUUUUUUACCAAAUUAAGUCAAUAGACUAGAUCUAUCAUUUAAUUAAAUUUGAUUCCUUGUUUCAUAUCUUCUUUAAUUAAAAUGAAACAAAAAGAUAAAUAAAAAUUUUAUAAUUAAUAUUACUAUUUAACAUAUUUGUUAUCAGUCUUAUUAUAUAAUUCUUAUAAAAUCUAUUAUUUUAGUUUAUAAGAUUCCUUUAAGUCGCUAAUCAAAACAUUUUCAGAGACUUCUAAUUCACAAUAAAGUGGAUAAAUAUUUUUUAAAUCUGUAGUUUUUUAAAAUAAAUGUUGUAAUAUAUUGUAGCAAAUACCUUAAUUUAUUAUUUUUUAAAGUUUUACAAUAAGGCUACUUGA